Strongylus vulgaris is the source of this 222-nucleotide messenger RNA. The record is from the annotation of a GenBank genome assembly. Lineage: Eukaryota; Metazoa; Nematoda; Chromadorea; Rhabditida; Strongylidae.
AUGCAUAGCUCGCUACCGUCAUACCGUAUUAUCACAUCUCGCGCACACACUCCAAAUAUGGAAUUGAGGAAGUACGGUAAACCGCUUGUUGACGCCGAGUAUAGGAGGAUUAGAGAUUUAUGGAUUAUCACUGUUAGUGCUAAGUACGGAAAGGAGGAACUUUCCAAAUAUAUGAUAGAAUUGUAUAAGUAUGAAGCUGAAGAGCUUCCUGGUUGUGUAUGA